AAUUUAACGAUUGCCAUCAAGAUUCGCACUGCUUAAACGACAUCAUUCGGUCGUAGGUGCGAUAGGGUUUAGGUUAGGGAUUCGUCGAAUCGAUCACUUACACUGCAAGUUUAUCAUCGGGAAUUAGAGCCAUCGACGAUCGCAAUGGUCUGCGAGAAGUGCGAGAAGAAAUUAUCGAAGGUGAUAGUACCAGAUAAGUGGAAAGAAGGCGCUAGCAAUACUACUGAGGGCGGUGGCCGGAAGAUCAACGAAAACAAGCUUCUCUCGAAGAAGAACAGAUGGACCCCUUACGGAAACACUAAGUGCAUUAUCUGCAAGCAGCAGGUGCACCAGGAUGCGAAGUAUUGCCACACCUGUGCUUACUCUAAAGGAGUUUGUGCGAUGUGUGGUAAACAAGUUCUUGACACCAAGCUUUACAAGCAAAGCAAUGUAUAGUGGACACCAGUCGUGUGCAAGAUGCCACAUCUUCUUUUAGGUGCUUAACAGCUUUGUUUUUCUGGAUAGUUGUCUAGAUGAUACUGAUAUCUUUGUAACGGAACCUGUAAAGAACAAAAGCAGCGCUUCGUAGUUUAAAUGUUGGAUGGCUUCUGUGUAACCUGGAAGGCCGUGAUUUGUGCCUUUUGUACCAUCAUUCUUUGUAAUACAAUCUAUUUUCAUGACAAUAUCAAGUGGCGGACCGCGAUGCUUUUUCCUUUGGACGCACCAAUGAGUACUGAGAGUAUACUUACAUAGUCUCUCUUGGUUAGGGUUCUUGGGAGAUGCUUCUUCGUUCCUCUGCUCUUGCCAACAAAAUAUUGUUAUGCUUGUCCUUGGCAAAUCAAUAAAUGCUUUCUCAGUUUUUUUGUUA
Prosopis cineraria is the source of this 847-nucleotide messenger RNA. RefSeq lists its product as uncharacterized. Bases 145 to 435 code for a protein of 96 amino acids. NCBI's taxonomy places the organism in Eukaryota, Viridiplantae, Streptophyta, Magnoliopsida, Fabales, Fabaceae. Gene Ontology annotation, biological process: cytoplasmic microtubule organization. Gene Ontology annotation, molecular function: microtubule binding. The record is from RefSeq and is a predicted model, not a curated record. The transcript has 4 exons.